Lycium ferocissimum is the source of this 3800-nucleotide messenger RNA. Its product is annotated as leucine-rich repeat receptor-like serine/threonine-protein kinase RGI4. Gene Ontology annotation, cellular component: plasma membrane. Gene Ontology annotation, biological process: protein phosphorylation; hormone-mediated signaling pathway. Gene Ontology annotation, molecular function: protein kinase activity; protein binding; ATP binding. The transcript has 2 exons. NCBI's taxonomy places the organism in Eukaryota, Viridiplantae, Streptophyta, Magnoliopsida, Solanales, Solanaceae. The record is from RefSeq and is a predicted model, not a curated record. The coding region runs from base 258 to 3530 and encodes 1090 amino acids.
AGAAAAUAAGAGAGAAAGAUAAAGAUGGUGUUGAUAUGAACAUUAAUAAUGAAUUAAUAAAUCCAAAGGAAGCCAUCUGCAUCAGCAACUUCUGAAUUAACAACCAUCACCAAGUGCAAUAAUAAUAGAAAAUUGAAAGUGCUCUUGGAUCCAGAUCUUCUUCUUCUUUUUACUCUAUAAACAAAACAUGGGGUUUCCCCCUUUACAAUCCCAAAGUACUACUCAACUUUCUCUCUUCUUCUUCCCUCUUAGCAGCAAUGCCUGCUUCUUCAACAAAUCCUUUUCUUCUUCUGUUACUUUUCUCCUUAAACUCUCUUUUUUUCUCUUCUUGUUAUUCCAUUGAUGUACAAAGCCAAACACUUCUUGCAUGGAAAAAAACAUUAAACAGUUCCAAUGAUGUUUUAAAAACAUGGGAUUCUGAUUCUUUAGAUAAAAGUCCUUGUAAUUGGUUUGGCAUAAAAUGCAACUCAAAAGGUCAAGUUGUGAGUAUAAGUCUAAAAUCAGUAGACUUACAAGGUCCAUUGCCUUCAAAUUUUCAGCCACUCAAAUUCUUGAACACUCUUGUUCUUUCAUCUACCAAUCUAAGUGGUCCAAUCCCAAAAGAAUUCGGAGAUUAUCUUGAACUUAGUCUUAUUGAUAUUAGUGAUAAUUCAAUCACUGGUAUCAUUCCACAAGAAAUUUGUAAGCUUAAAAAGCUACAAACUUUAUCUCUUAGUUCAAAUCUUCUUGAAGGUGAUAUUCCUUCAGACAUUGGAAACUUGUCAACUCUCAAGAAAUUCUUGAUUUAUGACAAUCAAAUAAGUGGUGAAAUUCCAAAGGGUAUUGGAAAGUUGAACAAUCUUGAAGAAUUUAGAGCCGGAGGGAAUCAAAAUCUCAAGGGGGAACUCCCUUUGGAGAUUGGAAAUUGCAGCAACUUGGUAUUUUUAGGCCUUGCUGAAACAAGCAUUUCAGGGAAUUUGCCUGUAUCAAUUGGAAACCUGAAAAAGAUUCAGACUUUAGCAAUUUAUACAGCUCUUUUAUCUGGACCAAUUCCAGAAGAGAUUGGGAAUUGCAGUGAACUUCAGAACUUGUACUUGUAUCAGAAUUCGAUAUCCGGUUCGAUACCAAGGAGCAUAGGAGAGCUAAAAAAGCUCCAAAGUUUGUUGCUUUGGCAGAAUAGUUUAGUUGGAGUGAUCCCUUAUGAGCUUGGAAAUUGCAAGGCUGUUACUGUCAUUGACUUAUCUGAAAAUCUCUUAACAGGCAGAAUUCCAACAAGUUUUGGUGGACUUUCAAGUCUUGAAGGAUUGCAGCUAAGUGUCAAUAAGUUAUCAGGUACAAUACCUAAUGAAAUAUCAAAUUGUACCAAUCUAUCUCAUUUGGAAGUUGAUAACAAUGGUAUAUCAGGUGAGAUUCCUAAUGAAAUAGGAAAGUUGAAAAGUUUGACUUUAUUCUUUGCAUGGCAAAAUAAUUUAACAGGUAAUAUUCCUGUUUCAUUAUCUCAAUGUGAGAAUCUUCAGGCUCUAGACCUUUCUUACAACCAUCUUUUUGGCUCCAUACCAAAAGAAAUCUUUGCUUUGACAAAUCUAACAAAAUUGCUGCUUCUUUCCAAUGAUUUGUCUGGUUUUAUACCAACUGAUGUUGGAAACUGCACAAAUUUGUAUAGAUUUAGAGUGAACAACAAUAGGCUAGGAGGUACCGUUCCAUCAGAAAUAGGAAACUUAAGAAGUUUGAAUUUCCUUGAUAUGAAUGGAAAUCACUUUAUGGGAGAAAUUCCUUCAUCAAUAUCAGGGUGCCAAAGUCUUGAGUUUCUUGAUCUCCAUUCAAACGCGUUCACCGGUUCUUUACCAGAAAAACUGCCUAAAAGCCUACAGUUUGUGGACAUUUCAGACAACAGGCUUACAGGUUCGUUGAGUCCGAGCAUUGGUUCUUUAACAGAAUUAACAAAAUUGAAUCUUGGGAAGAAUCAACUUUCUGGUAGAAUUCCGGCUGAGAUAGUUUCCUGUAGUAAGCUUCAGCUAUUAGACCUUGGAUACAAUGGUUUAUCAGGUGAUAUACCUAAAGAAUUGGGUGAUAUACCAUCACUUGAAAUCUCUCUUAACCUUAGCUGUAACCAAUUUACAGGUGUGAUUCCAAGUGAGUUUUCAGGUCUUAGCAAACUAGGAAACCUUGAUGUCUCCCACAACAAACUCACCGGAAAUUUAGACGUUCUUACGAACCUUCAAAACCUUGUUUCACUCAACAUAUCAUUCAAUAACUUCUAUGGAAACUUGCCCAAUACUCCAUUUUUCCAUAAGCUUCCUUUGAGUGAUCUUACUGGAAACCAAGCUCUUUACAUCUCUGGGGGGGAUGUGAUUCAAACGGGGCCCGCUGGACAUGCCAAAUACACCAUGAAGCUUGCUAUGUCAAUCCUUGUCAGUAUAAGUGCCGUGCUGGUGCUGCUAGCAUUUUACACCUUGAUCAGGAUGCGAAUGGCGGCCAAGUAUGGACCUCCAGAAGUUGAUACUUGGGAAAUGACUCUUUACCAGAAGUUGGAUUUUUCAAUAGAUGACAUUGUUCAUAAUCUAACAUCAGCUAAUGUCAUUGGUACUGGGAGCUCUGGAGUUGUAUACAGGGUAAUGACCGAAAACGGGGCGACUUUAGCAGUCAAGAAAAUGUGGUCAUCAGAGGAAUCAGGAGCAUUUGGUUCAGAAAUUUGUACUCUUGGUUCAAUCCGGCACAAGAACAUAGUACGCCUUCUCGGUUGGGCUUCAAACCAGAACAUGAAACUUCUAUUCUAUGACUAUCUUCCCAAUGGGAGUUUGAGCUCAUUGCUCCAUGGUGUUGGCAAAGGAGCAACAGAAUGGGAGAACAGAUUUGAUGUGGUCCUUGGAGUAGCUCAUGCACUUGCAUAUUUGCAUCAUGACUGUGUACCACCUAUAAUGCACGGAGAUGUCAAAGCAAUGAAUGUAUUGUUAGGCUCUAGAAUGGAGCCUUACCUAGCCGAUUUCGGUUUGGCAAGGAUUGUCAGCACUGAUGUUGAUGCAGACUUGUUGAAGGAGAGCCAAAGGCCUCAUCUUGCUGGUUCCUAUGGCUAUAUGGCACCAGAACAUGCUUCGAUGCAACGGAUCACGGAAAAGAGUGAUGUAUACAGCUAUGGUGUGGUCCUCUUGGAGGUACUAACAGGAAGGCAUCCGUUGGACCCCACAUUGCCCGGGAGUGCACACUUAGUACAAUGGGUGCGCGAACACUUACAAAGUAAGCGCGAUCCAAAUGACAUUCUUGACCCUAAGCUUAGAGGAAGGGCUGACCCUGAGAUGCAUGAAAUGCUGCAAACUUUAGCUGUUUCAUUUCUGUGCGUGUGCACGAAAGCUGAUGAUCGUCCGAUGAUGAGGGAUGUAGUAGCCAUGCUCAAGGAAAUUCGAAAUGUUGAUUCUGUUGCGUCCGAAUCCGACUUGUUGAAGAAAAAUGCAAAUGUAACAGCUCUUCCAAAAUCACCUGGCACCAAGAAUGUGGAUUCCCAAGUGUCUUCUAGCUGCUCUUUUGUAUUUUCGGAUAACUCAAUCUCCAAAUAAGGCUUCAGCAUAGUGAACAAAUUUGUGAAUAUGGCAUGUUUUAUUAGCAGUAUGAGUUAGAGCAGGUUAUAGAUUUUAAGGAAAAUCAUUUUCAUUCCUCAAUCAUGUAUCCUAGUAAGGGAGUUUGCAAUUUAGCAUUAGCAUUAUAGAGUGAAAAGAUCAGUGUUCAUCAUUAUCUGAAAUUGGUAGACUUUUUACUUACCAAUUUGUACCCUACAUAUACCAACUUCGUUAGCCAAUGAGGCAUGCUAAUAUAAAUGGCAAUUCAAA